AGGUCUUUGAACCUCCAAGGAACGCCCCCAUUUUAUAGGGAUGGGUACUGUGGGGGACAGCGAUCCCGACGAGGUGGGUGUUAGGCUGGGGGGAGCCCCGACAAAAAUGUUAUUAACUUAAGUUGGAGGGACACUUGUGUGAAAUUGGAUGGCUGGUAAGAUGGCGGUUCCCAGUUGUUUCCAAGGUCUUGUGCAUUUGUGUUGAAAAGGGUAAAGUUUUCAAGGUGGUAUUUGUUGGGAGUCGUGGACAGAGGUUCCAUACGUACUUGGGGCAAGCUCUUUGGGAGGUGGGCAUUUCAAAUUUAGAGCUUUGUUUUGGAGUGAAGACGGUGACUGGACGUUAGCCUUGCUGAAGCUUUCUCCCCCCUCCUUUUUUUCUUCUUUUCCCUUGAAGACAACUACAACUUUCCUCUUUGCUGUGGGAUGAGCCGAGACUUGGGUCCAUUGCAUUUUAUAGAUUUUGUUCAAUGUCAGAAUAGGUCAUGUAGUUAAGGGGAUGCUUCGGGGAAGGAGCACUAACGCGUUGAUUGCUUAUGUUUACGUAGUCAUUUGGACUUGACAGCGCUGGGGCAUGAUCUUUUCCCCAGAGCUUUACAGUUAAUAAUUGGAAAUAAACAAGGAGAGAGACUUUGAUCAUUCCCAAUUGCAAUAAAAGGAUUUAGUGGGCUUAGUGGUCACGGUUCAAUAUCUGAAAGAGAAUUGAGCAUUAACCCCUUCUCUUAAAGUAGACAAAAUUCCGGGCAUAUUUACCCAAAUGCAGAUGUGUGAUGGUAAUUCAAGCUACUUUUAAAGGAGCUUCCCCAACCUUUGGGAACAUGUUGUAAAACGUAGUAAAGACUUGAUACUAGAGGAUGUAAAAAUGUGGACAGCAUGAGUUCUGAGACUAUGUAGUAACAUUUGGGUCUUAAGUAGACUAGUGAGAUUAAGGAGAAUUAAUCGAGGUUGUUUUUUUUUGUAAAAUUAUUUUAUAUACUGUGUUUAUAAUCUAUAGUAAAUUGUAUUUUUCCAUGUCUUCUAUGAAAGGGAAAUAUUUGAAAUAAUCUACGAGGGCAAAUUAUACUAUUGUAAUAAUAUCUUUAAAACUAUGUAAAAGAUUGUGUGUGCAUGUGUAGACACUCAGAUACCACAUACAAACUUUUGUAAGGCAUGUAAGCAUUCGGAUAUAUUUGAUAAGUCCAUUGACAAUCUACCACUGAGCUCUUGAAUGUAUGUUGUGUCCAAAUGGGCAAAGUUCUCCCCAUCAGUCAGGUCACCCCCAAAGUCACCCACACUUGCAUUUGUGCUGUGAGCCCCCAGUGGGAUUAUGGAGUUCAUUUGCAUUUCUUAGGUUGCUACCAUCAGAGCUGGCCUCUGUCUUCCUUCACAUUGACAUCACUGGUGUUAGGCCUCCAACUACAACUGACAGCUCCAACUAACUAAGCUGUAUUUCUACUAUUGAGUAUUUUCAGCGUUUUAUGCUGGUUGCAUUUUUAUGAUUUGUGCAAGAGGUGCACCUCUGGGGUGCAAGAGGCUAAGUCUCACCAAACAUUCUAGGAAGUCUUCAUGAGAUUGUCCGUAUUAUCCAAUAGGGUAAAAUGAUGAAGAAUUGAUGUUCUUGAUGUUCGUAUCAGUAACAAAGUGAUAAUUGAUUAGCAUUAAGAAUGGUUGUAGGCCAAAUUACUUUCAUCUGUGGGAGGGCAGUUCCGUGAAUUCCAAUUUAAGGUGAACUUGAGAGACUUUGGUCAAGUGGCUCAAAGAGAACUAACUGGUGUCCCCUCUGUUGAGGUCCUGCUCUCUGGGUUGGUAUUUGCUCUCUUGUAGUAGAGUGACACGAGAGGAUGCAAGGCUCUGUGGUGUGAGGACUGGGUAUGGUUCCUUUCAAGGCUCUUUCUAGGAGAGGCUGUGGUUUCACAGGAGAGUUGUCUUUAAUUGGGAAGAGUGGUCUUCAAUCCCCAAGUGCGGUUGGAUUUACAUCUUGCUCCUUAUUAGUGGCAUAACUUCAUCCACAGCUUCUCAGCCAUGUAGCUCACGCUAUUUGUUGACUGAGUCCCAAACUAGUAAUGCACAGGUUGAAGUCACUCUCAGGGAAGCUUUUUGGGUUUGGGCCAUCUUUAGUAUUCAUCCCUUUUAAUUCCAGUCUUGAGGUAUGCUGGUUGGUUUUUCCCUCUUCUGUAUUAAGCUUUCCUUAGAAUUAAAGUCCCAGGUGCAUUUUGUUAAAAUUAUGCAAGUUCCUGGAUUUUCAUUGCAGACAGCUCUGAGGCUGAGUCAGGUGUAGGUCAGUCUUGAUUUAGAUUCUGUGGUGGAUAAAAGGGUAGGCGAGGCUGCAUCCCCACAGCCACGUCCACACAGGUAACUGACUCCCUGAGUACUGUCUGCUGUGGUGUUGCUGACAGGUCUCAACUGCGAGUUUUCUAAAAUGUAUCUGUGAGUAUUGUAUGGAACUUAGGUGAGAAAAGACACCCCCCCAGCCCCCCUUACUCUGCAUUUAGCUUUGGGGAUGGGCUGGCCUCUUGACUUUUUGCACCUUGUCACUAUACCACCCACUAAAGUAGUUUUUCUGGUCUCCAGAAUAGUUUAUUCAAAUGGAAGUUUGCGCCUCCUUCUCUUGAGAAACUGAUUUCUGGAUUGAGCCCUUCCAAACACUUUGCAUGGCUCAUGUAAACUACUGGAGGCUUUCUAGAGAAGGGAGCCUUAGAAGUUCAGUGCAAUAAACGCCUCUGCAACUCCAGUCUUGCCGGGCAGGGCUAAGUGCACAGUUGGCAAUUCUCAAAAGAUCUCUAAGUAAGAUUUCUGACAUAGCGAAUGAUAACAGGACAGUCAGAAAAAGGCAAGAUGAGAAAUAGCUCUUCCUUCCCAACGGUCACAGAACAGACCCGGAGAGUGUCUGGAAUGGCCGGUGCACUCUCUUUGGGGUUGGAACUCUGGUGGCCGUCACCCGAGGAUCGACACCCUGCGUCCCCGCCCCGCCCCUCCCCCGCGCCCGGCACCCCGCACGCCCGCAGAGGCUGGGCUCGGCCAGCUCCGCGCAGAGUUGCAGCGGUGGCUGGAUGCCAAGUGUAAGUGUAAGUUGCUAUGGAAACCCCAACAGAGGCGAGUUCCGAAUCCGGAACAAGACCUAGCCCGGGGCACCUCGGGAUCCGCCCCUCACAUCCCGCUCGUGUCCGCGGCGCCCAGGCCUCAGCCGAGGCCCACGAGGGUCUUUUAUCAAGCAGAAAUGCAUCGAACAACCAGAAUCAAGAUCACUGAGCUAAAUCCCCACCUAAUGUGUGUCCUGUGUGGAGGGUACUUCAUUGAUGCCACUACCAUAAUAGAAUGUCUACAUUCCUUCUGUAAAACAUGUAUUGUGCGUUACUUGGAGACCAGCAAGUAUUGUCCUAUUUGUGAUGUCCAAGUUCACAAAACUCGACCACUACUGAAUAUAAGGUCAGACAAAACUCUUCAAGAUAUUGUAUACAAAUUAGUUCCAGGGCUUUUCAAAAAUGAGAUGAAGAGGAGAAGAGACUUCUAUGCAGCUCACCCUUCAGCAGAUGCUGCCAAUGGCUCCAAUGAAGACAGAGGAGAAGUUGCAGAUGAGGACCGGCGGGUCAUAGCUGACGAUGAGAUUAUAAGCUUGUCUAUCGAGUUCUUCCACCCAAGCAGGUCGGAUCGGAAAGUAACUAAAGAGAAGCCAAAGGAGGAGGUGAAUGAUAAAAGGUACUUGCGAUGCCCAGCAGCACUGACGGUGAUGCACUUGAGAAAGUUCCUCAGGAGUAAAAUGGACAUACCUAAUACUUUCCAGAUUGACGUUAUGUAUGAAGAGGAGCCUUUAAAGGACUACUACACGCUCAUGGACAUUGCCUACAUUUACACCUGGAGACGGAAUGGCCCACUGCCUUUGAAAUACCGAGUUCGGCCAACUUGCAAAAGAAUGAAGAUGAGUCAGCAGAGAGAUGGACUGACCGCGGCUGGAGAGCUGGAGAGUGACUCUGGGAGCGACAAGGCCAACAGCCCAGCGGGAGGUGCUCCCUCCACCUCUUCCUGCUUGCCCAGCCCCAGCACUCCAGUGCAGUCUCCUCACCCACAGUUCCCUCACAUUUCCAGUACCAUGAAUGGAACCAGCAACAGCCCCAGCGGUAAUCACCAAUCUUCCUUUGCCAGUAGACCUCGGAAAUCAUCAGUAAAUGGGUCAUCAGCAACUUCGUCUGGUUAAGAACUAAGGGGAAGAUUCUUCACCCCGUUUGAGAUACCUUCAUCCAUUACAGCUUAGAGAUGCUAAUACAUGUGACUGUCGUCCAGUUUGCUUCCUUUGUAGUGACAUUCAAUUUGGCUGUAAAAGAUGGACUAGAUGGGAUACUUUAUAUGGAUGUUAAGUGAAAAGAAAGAGUCUCUAAAGAAUUGGAUUCUGAGAAGGCGGGCAAGGUUUUUUCUGUUAGGAAAGAUGUGAAAUGGUUACUGUGACCGCUGUCUGGAACUGGAGGUGUUCUGCAGUGGGUAGACAGUGGGCCAUCCUUUGUUACUCUCCGCUGACGCCCAUAUUACAUUCUCUUCGGUUGUUCUUGUUGUUAUGCUGUUUGGUGACCCUGUAGAAAACAAGUGCUUUUAUCUCCAAGUUCAGCAAAUGGAAAGAAUAGGCAUAGAAUGCUGCAUUCUAUGUACCCAUGUCACUGUGAAUAACAAUUUCUUGCAUAUUUAGCCAUUCUAAUUCCUGUUUGAUUUUUACUUCUCUGUUGCUACGCAAAAUGAUCAAAGGAAACUUGUUUUACAAUCUGUAUGCCUAAAAAAGCGGGUACUAGCGUUUAUUUUCCUGACUUGUUUAAAUGAUUCGCUUUUGUAAGAAUCAGGUGGCAUUAUGCUUAUUGUACAAUGCCAUAUUGGUAUAUGACAUAACAGGAAACAGUAUUGUAUGAUAUAUUUAUAAAUACUAUGAAAAUAUUGUGUUUCAUACAUUCAAAAACAGUUGUAAACUUCUCUAAAUGGGUUCGACCUUUGCAGAUACACAGUGCACCCUAUGCUGAGGCUUGACACCAGCACAGAAUUGUUUUAAUGUUGAUGGCUAGUUUCAGAGUCUUUUCCACUGAGAAGCAAAUGGCAGAUCUUCAUAGCUCUGGCUUUUCUCCAAUAAGACUUUCAGAAUUAAUGUUGCAGUAAGGAAAAAUUUUAACCAAGGCAAAUGGAAACUGUUUUAAUUUUCAAUUGGUUAAAAUAGAACUAAUGUGUCUUUAAAUACUAUUUAUCAGUGGACUUCUAAAAUAGAUUUUAAAGCCAGCCAGUUAGUUGCUGAAGUAAAACAUUUUAUCUACAACUUUAUUUUAGUGUGUGUGGCACAAUAGUAAUUUCAAAUUUAAGAGUUGUUUUCAUAGUUAAAGGAAUCUGCCUUCUCUGUAAUAUCUGGAAAUAGAAGCAAUUUACUAUGAGUUUCUACAGGUAUUUUUAAAUAGAGCAAACAUGUUGAGUUUAAAAUAUGAAUGACCCUACCAAGUCUCAGUUUGCUUUGGUCGAACUUAGCGUGUGUUUAUCAGCCACCAGUUAUCUGUGAGGACGUUUCUUCCAUAUGAAUCGUUUCAUGUUUGUAUGGACCCUGUAGCUAAGCAUUUCAUGGUCUACAGUCUGCAAAAGAAGCACAAUUCUAUUGCUUUGUCUUGCUCAUAGCCAUUAAAUCAUUACUUUUACAUAUAUUGCUGUUACUUCUGCUUUCUUUAAAGAUUUAGUAAAUGUUUUAUGAAGCCACAAAAUACAUAUAUUUUUAUUUUGACCUAAAUUUGUACAGUCCCAUUGUGUGUGUGUCAUUUCUAAUUAUAGAUGUAAAAUUGAAUUUCAUUUUUAAUUGGGAAAAUUCAAUAAAAGGAUAUUCAUUUAGAAAAUAGCUAUGAUCUUUAAUUAAAAUUCUGCUAUGAAAAGCACAAUGUGCAGAAGUUUUGGGAACCCUGUAGACUGUAAGAGCUAAAACCUAAGGAGAAUAGUUGUUGUCAAAUGAUGUUGUCAGUAAUUGCUUUGUUGUACAUUGCUUGGAAGCCCAAUGAAAGGAGUAUCUGUUUAUUUACAAUCUUUGAAGCAAAAGUUACCAAUGUUUACCAAUUUUGGUGAAUUUAACUCAUUUUUCUAGACUUUUCUCGAGGUUUUCACAGCGUUAUCUAAGACAAAAGACAUCUCACCCUCUAUGAUGGACUUACUUCUGAGUGCUUUUGUUAAAGCCUCAGAGGCUUACUAAGCAGUGUGUCACCAUACUUGAAAACAUUUCCAUUUAUUGUAUCUGGGAGGAGGCUUUUUACCCUUACUCAAUUUGAAAAUUGCUUAAGCUUAAAGGAUAUUUCAGUCAAAAUUUGUCUUUUAAUAAAACAACAGAAAGAUA
This is a messenger RNA of Rattus norvegicus (Norway rat), 6307 nucleotides long. Lineage: Eukaryota; Metazoa; Chordata; Mammalia; Rodentia; Muridae. The record is from RefSeq and is a predicted model, not a curated record.